AUAACCUUUGCACUAUGGCGGAAGGAGGACUCAGAUACAAAGACAAAGUUGUCAUCGUUACUGGUGGCUCCAAAGGCAUUGGAGAAGGCGCCGUAAGGGCUUUCGUGAAACAUGGCGGAUCGAAGGUUGUAUUUUGCUCAAGAGGGGAGGAAGCAGGGAAGAAGCUUGAAUCAGAGAUGAACACAUCAGGACCAGGGGAGGCUCUCUUCAUCCCCUGUGAUGUCACUAAGGAAGAGGAUAUCAGGAAUGUGAUUGACAAGACAGUAGAGAAGUAUGGGAGAAUUGACUGUCUGAUCAACAAUGCAGGCAUGCACCCCCCUGAACAGACCAUAGAUGACACAUCUGUGGACGAGUUCAGAUCACUUCUCAACUUGAACUUGGUCAGCUACUUCAUCGCUUCCAAGUUUGCCCUCCCACAUCUCAGGAAGACCCAGGGUAACAUCAUCAACAUGUCCAGUCUGGUGGGAAUCAUAGGACAAACUCAUGCCUGUGCCUAUGUAACAACUAAGGGAGGUAUCACAUCUCUUACCAGAGCCUUGGCUGUAGAUGAGGCUAAAUAUGGGGUUCGUGUGAAUACUGUUUCUCCAGGUAACAUCUGGACCCCCAUGUGGGAUGGUCUGUCCAAGGCCUCAGGGAACACAGAGGCAAUGGUUAAAGGUGGCGAGGAAGCUCAGCUGCUGGGCAGGAUGGGGACCAUAGAGGAGGCUGGAAAAGUCUGUUUGUUCCUGGCGGCAGAGGCAACCUUCUCAACAGGCACUGACAUGCUUCUGUCCGGGGGUGCAGAACUGAACUAUGGCCGCAAGACCCGACUGGUGGAGAAGACUAACAUCUAUGAGUAGCACCAUGUGGACCGAUGAAGAUGAUACACAAUGGCUUAGGGUUUACACAAUGUGAUGCAUUUACCAACUCGUCUUGGACUGAGUAAGACUCUGAGUUGACUCGGAAAUGCCUAAUUGGGUGAACUCUUGCCAAUGUUGUAUAUAUUUUAUAUAUAUAUAUGAGAAUGUGGUACCCUGGAAUUCAGACAUGACACCUAUGCCUACUAUGAUCCCUACCUCUGAGUCAGCUCUUCCUUAACUUGAAGAGUUAUGAGUUAUCAAAUUUCUCUAGCACUUAAGAAUAAUAUAUAUAUAUAUAAUUGACACAUAUUAAAAGUUUGUGAAAUAAAUAAAUAUAUAUAUAUAUAGUUUUCAUUGCUGAAUUCCAUGGUAAGUGUGUGGUGCAAUAAGCCAGUUCAUACUUGCGUGGAUGUGCAGAAUGAUGCAUUGUGGGUAUUAUGUUAAAGGUUAAGGCCCCUGAGACAUAAACAAAACAUGUCUGGACAUGUAUCAAGCUGGGUUUAGACAAGAUACGAGGGGUGUUCAAUAAGUAAUGCCCCUGACCCAUUUCCCAUAGCAGGAGAUUAAUGAAACUUGGCACAGUUAUUAGUCUGUUUCUACAUAGGA
This is a messenger RNA of Branchiostoma floridae (Florida lancelet), 1445 nucleotides long. RefSeq names its product 17-beta-hydroxysteroid dehydrogenase 14-like. Lineage: Eukaryota; Metazoa; Chordata; Leptocardii; Amphioxiformes; Branchiostomatidae. Gene Ontology annotation, biological process: steroid catabolic process. The transcript has 10 exons. The record is from RefSeq and is a predicted model, not a curated record. Bases 15 to 839 code for a protein of 274 amino acids. Gene Ontology annotation, cellular component: cytosol. Gene Ontology annotation, molecular function: estradiol 17-beta-dehydrogenase [NAD(P)+] activity.